Messenger RNA from Laccaria bicolor S238N-H82, 2459 nucleotides. Its product is annotated as glycosyltransferase family 39 protein. The record is from RefSeq and is a predicted model, not a curated record. Lineage: Eukaryota; Fungi; Basidiomycota; Agaricomycetes; Agaricales; Hydnangiaceae. Gene Ontology annotation, biological process: protein O-linked glycosylation via mannose. Gene Ontology annotation, cellular component: membrane; endoplasmic reticulum. The transcript is spliced from 14 exons. Gene Ontology annotation, molecular function: dolichyl-phosphate-mannose-protein mannosyltransferase activity. The coding region runs from base 693 to 2459 and encodes 588 amino acids.
CGAUCUUAUCUGAAUUCCGAAAACAUUAUUGGUUAUGUCUUCAGCUUCAUCUACACCGCACUCCGGUCCUGGUAAAGACUCAUCAGACGGCCGAGGACUUGGAGGAGAGCCUGUAUGUGCAGAUCACUGCGCCGAAUCAAGGGUGUUACUAACUUUCACAGGUAACCCCGGACGAUAAUAGCCCUCGUUUUGUAUACUACCGGCUCUACACGAAUUUUGGAUCAAUCUCGUCAAACAACCCGAUCCAUGCAACUGACCCAAGCAUCGGCCGCACUCUUCCAAAGCUGAUCACACCCCCACAUACCGUCUCGUCCGUGAAAAAGCAUCUGUGCAAGAUCGAAGGCUUAUCGGGCAUAAGCACCCUAUUCGAAUCACUUUCAAGCCAGACUGCAUUUGAGGAAACGUCGCGAUUGUCGCUCAGAGGGUCAACUGGCCCUGGCUUAUCUGAGGACGACCCUAUCGUCUUGAUCGUUUGGGGGGACGAUGAAAAUCUAUCAAGAAGGUUAGUUUCGUUGGAGGGUGUAACUGAAGCUAGACAUGCAAAUCCACGUUACGUUUACUACCGCCUUUAUGACGAAGAGGGUGCAGUGGCUUCAGAGACUUCUUUUGAUUCGGAGGAGUUUUCCUUGGGUCGCAUCAACAUCCUUUCGGUUGCUCCACCUCGAACAGUGGCUCGCUUGGAGUCCCGGGUUAUGCAGGCUGAAGGCUUGUUAAUGUUGGACUGCAACUCGAACAUUCAGCUGUUCAGAGAUAUAGACGGUGAGGUGCCGAUGAACGGCCCUUCAUUCAUCAACCUUUUCCUCUCAUCGAUUACCUCUCUAGUCGCCAUUAACUUCUUCAACGUUGCUUGCGCUGUUGAUUUUGGCACAUCUGAUUUGCAUAUGAUCCUGACUAUAACGUGCCACGUUGAGACUAUUCAUUCGAGUUUGAAGGCGUUUCUUACCCGACGACGCACCAUUGUCGGCGCAUCUAGUAACAUCGUCGUAUGGGACGAAGCCCACUUUGGUAAAUUCGACUCACCGUACCUCAAGCGCGAGUUCUACUUUGCCGUCCAUUCACCCCUGGGCAAGAUGCUCGUUGGCCUUGCGGGCUUGUUUUCCGGGUACGAUGGGGGAUCUGAGUUCAAAAGUGGGGAAGCGUACCCGGAGUCUGAGCACGUUGGCGACUUGUGCCAGGACAGCCCGAGCGCUUUUGCUGCUAUCACCGUGGAACAGUGCGGAACCAACAUAACUGGCAGGCACUCCAUCAAGACCUCAACCGAAAGCUCUUUCGUCUACGAUAUUGGAACUCGGAUAAAACUACCGGCUAUGUCUUCUGCUUCAUCUGCGCUUCGCUCUGGUUCUGGUAAAGACUCGUCGGACGGUCGAGGAGAGCCUGUAACCCUCGACGGUAAUGAUCAUGGCCCUCGUUAUGUAUACUACCGGCUCCACACGAAAUAUGGAUCAAUCACGUCAAACCAUCCAAUCUACGCCAAUGAUCUAUACAUCAGCCGCACUCUUCCAAGGCUCAUCACACCCCCACUUACUGCCUCGUCCGUGAAGAAGCAUCUGUGCAAGAUCGAGGGCUUAUCGGGGGCCACAGGCACCACAUUAUUCGAAUCGCUCUCAAGCCAGACUGCAGUUGAAGAAACGUCGCGAUUGUCGCUCAGGGGGUCAACUGGCCCGGGCUUAUCUGAGGACGACCCUAUCGUCUUAGUCGUUGGGGUGCAAGAUGUUGAAAAACGAUUAGCAAGGACAGUGUCGUUGGAGGGUUUACCUGAAACUAGACAUGCCAACCUACGUUACGUUCACUACCGCCUUUAUGACGAAGAGGGUGCAGUGGCCUCAAAGACCUCUUUUGACUCGGAGGACCUUUCCUUGGGCCGCAUCAGCAUGCUGUCGGUUGCUCCGCCUCAAACAGUGGCUUUGUUGAAGUUCCGGGUUAUGAAGGUUGAGGAACUGAUUGGCCACAAUAUUCAACUGUUCAAAGAUAUAGAUGGUGAGGUACCGAUGAACGGUAACGAUCCUAUCUCUCAUCCGCAGGCGUACAAUUAUCCGGGUUACGUUGCUGAUGAGCCCAUUACGAUCAUCUGUCGGACCCAAGAGAGUCAAACGAAGGGAGAGGAAAUUGAGAUGCCGGUCCAAGUCCCUUCUUGGAACCCAGUCCCUCCUCAAAACCCAGUUCCUCCUCGAGACCCAGUCUAUCCGGGAUCCGAAAAGCGGAUCAAAGCAUUAAGGAAUUGUACCAUUGAUCCAUCGUCCAUGGUUACAGCUUCCCCGAGACCUGGUUGGCUGUCCUUUACAAAAGAUGAGAUCAUGUACACAGAUGGAAGGGAAACAGACUACGGCAGUUACUUUGAAGUGCCAGAAAUCGUUACGGAAAGCAUGGCUUUGUCAACAAAUUCUUUUGAUCCGUCCGAUGUUCAAUCUACAGGAAAUCUUAUUCCGUAUAUUCACAUCAUGUCUGAGGGUACAAUCUGA